This is a messenger RNA of Benincasa hispida (wax gourd), 940 nucleotides long. Its product is annotated as transcription factor MYB52-like. Lineage: Eukaryota; Viridiplantae; Streptophyta; Magnoliopsida; Cucurbitales; Cucurbitaceae. Gene Ontology annotation, molecular function: DNA-binding transcription factor activity, RNA polymerase II-specific; RNA polymerase II cis-regulatory region sequence-specific DNA binding. Gene Ontology annotation, cellular component: nucleus. The record is from RefSeq and is a predicted model, not a curated record. Gene Ontology annotation, biological process: regulation of DNA-templated transcription.
GGUUGGAGGGGGAGGAUUAUUAGGGUUUUUAAUUAGGAAAAUGUGCAGCAGAGGGCACUGGCGGCCUGCGGAAGACGAGAAGCUUCGAGAACUGGUGGAGCGUUACGGGCCUCAUAACUGGAACGCCAUAGCUCAAAAGCUGCAAGGAAGGUCGGGGAAGAGCUGCCGGUUGAGAUGGUUCAAUCAGUUGGAUCCACGAAUCAACAGAACCCCUUUCACGGAGGAGGAAGAAGAGAGGCUUAUGGCCUCGCACAGGCUUCACGGCAACAGAUGGGCCAUCAUCGCAAGGCUUUUCCCUGGCCGCACCGAUAACGCCGUCAAGAACCACUGGCACGUCAUCAUGGCUCGUAGGUCUAGAAACAAAUCCAAAACCCAAACCCAAACCCCAUCUAAUUCUCUUCAUCAUCACAACAAUAAUCAUCAUCAUCAUCAUCAUAAUCAUAAUCGCCUUCUUCUUUCUUCCUUUCUCCAACUCCAUACAUGUCCCACUUCUAAUUCAUUGUUCAUCCCCAAACCACCAUCUGUGGAUGCAGCACGUACUAAUGCAUCCGUUCAUUAUUACGACUUUCUCAACGUAAACACGGAGUCCAUAAAUGGAAGUGAAGUGAUAGACAACUCAAGAAAAGAGGAUUAUGAAGAGGUCAACAAUGGAGAACAUCAAUCGGUACUUCCCUUCAUUGAUUUCUUUUCUGCCUCCCAAACCUCCACUAAUAACGAUUCCAUCUCAUCCUAUUCCUAAUAUGUGUAUAAUUAUUAUUAUUAACCCUAAAACCCUCCUUUUAUCUUACAUUUCCCUCUAACUCAUGAAAAUCACACCCCGCCCAGACCCAUAUAUAAUUUACAUAUAUACAUACUUUCUAUCCCAUUGUAAUUUGUACACACAAUUUCACACUUACAUUACUUUUAUUAUAAUUUCUAUUAUUUCUAAGCUUUGUUGGGU